Molecule: messenger RNA, 1234 nt
Organism: Ciona intestinalis (vase tunicate)
Lineage: Eukaryota; Metazoa; Chordata; Ascidiacea; Phlebobranchia; Cionidae
Product: ubiquinone biosynthesis protein COQ9-B, mitochondrial
Biological process (GO): ubiquinone biosynthetic process
Cellular component (GO): mitochondrial inner membrane
Molecular function (GO): lipid binding
Source: RefSeq, a predicted model, not a curated record
UUCAGCUCAUUUCAUUUUAUAUUUCCUACUUUUGUUAUUUUUAGUUUAGACAUCAAUAAUGUGGGUGAAUAGGUGUACGAGGAAUGCACUGCGAACUUACACCUCGCUUGCACAAAUGAGAAGCAUAAGAACGCGAGCUAACAAGCUUUCAGCUGCUUCAAUGUCUCAUCCUAUACUUAAAGCACAUGCGGCACCUACAGCGCAUAAAAGGGUGAGAUUUUUUCAAACAGAAAAAGAUGGAAAAAAUGAGGAAAACUCCAAAACUGAAGAAACAAACACUAAGGAAAAUGAAAGUAAAAAAGAAGAGGAGAGUGUUAAUACUGUGAAAGUUAAAAUUCUCGAUAAUGCUUUGGAUUUUGUGGUAGAUCAUGGCUGGUCAAGGAAAGCUCUGUCUUGUGGGGCAGAACAAGCAGGUUACGCUGGUGUUGCAGAGGGCAUGUUCACUGGUGGUGGGGAUGAUCUUGUGUUGUAUUUCAUUCAGAAAUGUAACUUUCAAUUGGUUGAGUACCUAAAGUUUACUGUAGAAGAGCAUGAGUCAAAGGAAGAGAAGAUUAAAGUAACAUCUUUCAUACGAUCCGCAGUGGAGUACAGACUCCGGAUGAUUAUUCCUUGCAUCGGAGCGUGGCCACAAGCGAUGGGAAUCUUGGCAAGACCGGAUAUUUUUCCGAAGAGCGCAGAAGAACUUGCGAAGAUGGUCGAUGACAUUUGGUAUUAUGCUGGUGAUCGUUCUGCUGAUAUUAACUGGUACACCAAGCGUGGUAUUCUGGCAAAACUGUACGGCAGCACCCAGCUUGUAAUGCUAACAGAUCAGUCACCGGAUUUUAAGGAUACUUGGGAAUUCUUGGACCGCAGAAUUUCUGACAUCAGCAAUUUUGCCAAGAUCAGUCAAAGUGUGAAAGACAAUGGUAGCGCCUUCGUAGAAACUGCCUUUUCUGGAGCAAAAGUUUUAAAGAACAUUGCUGGAUUUGGUGAUACAAAACGCUGAAAUUCUUCGCAAGUUAAACUAAAAUUGUGGAUUUUCUCUUCUGUUUAUUUACUACCGUGUAACUGUCUCUGUGCUUAUACCCUGUAUUGUAUUGUUUUAAAAACUGCAGUUUUUUUUGCUUUCUCUGCCGUAUAGUAUCUACUUUGAGCAUUUAUUGUAUUUAAAUACAGUACAUAAAUUUUGAUUAUUUACAUUAUUUGUGAGCAUGAUUGGCGUGAUUCAUUGAGCACAUUAAACAAACCUUGGUCC